AUGAUAAAAAGGAAGUCGAUAUCGCUCUUGCGGGCAUCGAGGCAGCCGUCUCUCUGCUGGCGCUGCACAACCUCUCUAGCAACCUUCCGUCCGCUUCCUCUCGCUCACCGAAUAGCUGCCCCUCGACAAAUCCACACCACCCAUUCCAACUAUGCAAACCCUCUACCCCUCGGUGGAACCGUUGAUGGGCCCCCACCGGACCCACCAGUCCCCCAACCCGAAUACAUAACUCGUAACCGUCUCCGACAAGCCGCCAUUCCCAAACCUCGUACCGAACGUUUCUGGGAAGAUGUUCACCUCAAAGUAGUCGACGGAAGGUAUCAAAUCCUUCUAGACGCCCGGUCUAUCAAGACGUCAGCGAAAAACGAUGUAUCAGUACCGGUCAACAAACCAUUGCUGGCGUAUGCUCUACAAGUCGAAUGGGCGACUAUGAGAAACUCAAAGGAGGCUUUGAAGUCACAUUUUAUCCCGUUGACGUCGUUGACUUCUCGGGCUAUUGAUCUAGAGGUUGCGGAGAAGGAUUCGGCCUCUGUUGAGACAAUCGAGGCUACUUCAGAGGGAGAGGAAGGGGGGGAGGUUGAUGUCAGGAAUACGAGGGAACAAAUCACGGACUUUGUUAUGGGUUAUUUGGAUACGGAUACGGUAUUUAUGAUCAGUCCGACCAGAGGGGGGCAUUUGGCCGCAGCUGGAGAAAAACAACUACGAGACCGACAACUAGACGUAGCCCAUGAUAUCAUCGAAUGGGCACAAGAGAAUAUCCCGGUACCGAAAGGCGAAGACAAGUUAGACUUCGUGCUAUCGGACGGUGACCAUGGUAUCCUCCCUAGCAGCCAGUCGGAUCGAACAAAACAAAUACUGCGAGAUAUGAUCUCAAAAUUCUCGGCGUGGGAACUAGUCGGCCUAGAGUGCGCCGUGAUCCUCAGCAAGAGUUUACUUGUCGCUCUAAGGCUAGUUAUGGAAAACAGAAAGACUGCAGAUAUAAAAUGGGACGUGGAAGACGCCGCAAAAGCAUGCAAUCUAGAAACAGACUUCCAGAUCGAACAAUGGGGGCUUGUGGAGGACACACAUGAUGUCGGCCAUGCCGACCUACGGAGGGGUCUUGGAGCCGUUGUACUACUCGUCUCCGAGCUCAACAUCCCACUGCCAGAACAGUAA
Messenger RNA from Orbilia oligospora ATCC 24927, 1155 nucleotides. RefSeq lists its product as uncharacterized. Lineage: Eukaryota; Fungi; Ascomycota; Orbiliomycetes; Orbiliales; Orbiliaceae. Gene Ontology annotation, biological process: mitochondrial proton-transporting ATP synthase complex assembly. The transcript has a single exon. Gene Ontology annotation, cellular component: mitochondrion. The coding region runs from base 1 to 1155 and encodes 384 amino acids. The record is from RefSeq and is a predicted model, not a curated record.